Molecule: messenger RNA, 273 nt
Organism: Neomonachus schauinslandi (Hawaiian monk seal)
Lineage: Eukaryota; Metazoa; Chordata; Mammalia; Carnivora; Phocidae
Gene: MRAP
Product: melanocortin 2 receptor accessory protein
Exons: 4
Coding region: 1-273 (90 amino acids)
Biological process (GO): protein localization to plasma membrane; regulation of adenylate cyclase-activating G protein-coupled receptor signaling pathway
Cellular component (GO): endoplasmic reticulum; plasma membrane
Molecular function (GO): type 5 melanocortin receptor binding; signaling receptor regulator activity; type 3 melanocortin receptor binding
Source: RefSeq, a predicted model, not a curated record
AUGGCCAACCGGACCAACGUCUCCAUCCCGUACAACAGCUACGAAUACUACCUGGACUACUUGGACCUCAUUCCCGUGGAUGAGAGGAAGCUGAAAGCCAACAAAUAUUUGAUUGUCAUCACCUUCUGGGCGAGCCUGGCAUUCUUCGUCAUGCUUCUCUUCCUCAUCCUGCUCUACAUGUCCUGGUCAGGCUCCUCACAGGCGAGGCAGGACGGUGCAACAGGAAAGCAUCCAGAACAACGCCCAGCACCGCCCAACAUGCCCCUGGAGUAA